AUGCAGUUCUGUGGCUGGUUGAUGUUCUGCUGUCUGACCGUCUCUCUGCUUCACUGCAGCGCCGACGGCUUCAGAGUCCAACACCGAGCUGCACAGCACAUAGACCGGCCCCAGCCCAGCUCCCAGGCGAAGGCGGGGGGGCAGCUGACGGAGAAGCUGCUGCGAGUCGACCAGCUGGCGAGGAUGGAGAAUGACGUCAUGGAGCCGAAGAGGAAGAGGAGUUUCCCCGGCAACAGCGUGCCGAUGGACCGCCUGUCAAUCAGCUCCAUGGAAACCAAGCUGGGAUCCAACAAGCAGAGCAAACAAGUGGAAACCUCCCGACGGCGGAUCAACCCUCCUCCCAUCGACAGAGUGGGAAUGAGCCGUCUACCAAACAGCAGAGGAUAG
Messenger RNA from Scomber japonicus (chub mackerel), 387 nucleotides. It is a transcript of the gene ostn, whose product is annotated as osteocrin. Bases 1 to 387 code for a protein of 128 amino acids. Gene Ontology annotation, biological process: hormone-mediated signaling pathway. Lineage: Eukaryota; Metazoa; Chordata; Actinopteri; Scombriformes; Scombridae. The record is from RefSeq and is a predicted model, not a curated record. The transcript is spliced from 3 exons. Gene Ontology annotation, molecular function: signaling receptor binding.